GAGAGCAAAUUCCUGCGCUGUUAGCACCGGCCCCAUCGCUGGGAUGUUCCGGAGGAGGCGUCGCAAGAAGCCAAGGUUACUGCAAUGGUGCACGCUCAGUGUGCUGUGGAUGACCAUAGUGAUCCUCAUGGCGAUCGGACUAGCAAUCCAGACGUUGGGAAUCGCGGAUAAGAAAAGUCACACACAGAAGGUUGAGAAAGUGAUGGCGAAGGAGACCUUUUACUUCUCGAUCUUGCGAAACCCGGUGACCCUGGCCGAGUCGUCCUUUACCUAUUACAAAGGAACGAGUGCGGCCUUCAAGAAGGUAGACUCGCUGGAGCAGUUCCUGAGGGACCCGUGGAGAUAUUACUCGGCCAGGGAACGGGGCAACCAGUACGCCAGGAACCUGAUGUGGUUCGACUUUGGCUUUGACCACAACUCCAACGACACAGCAGACUACGUGGAGCUGGUCCUCAAGGAGAUCAGGAGCACCUUCCACCUCAUCCUGCUUUCGGAAUACUUUGACGAGUCCAUGAUCCUCCUGAAGGACGCCCUGUGCUGGGAGUUCGACGACGUCGUCUCCUUCAAGCUGAACUUCCGCAGCGACGUGACGGUGAGGAGGCUCUCGGAGGAGGCCGUGAGACGGGUGAAGGCCUGGAACGCGUUGGACUGGAAGCUCUACCUUCACUUCAACCACACCUUCUGGCAGAAGGUGGAAAGCUACGGCCAGCAGAGGAUGAGGAGCGACGUCCGUGUCUUGCGGGAGAAGCGGAGGAAGCUGAUGGACCUGUGUCUCCAAGGGAGCAAGCCUGUGGAGGCCAGUCAAAUCCAGGACAAGAACAUUAAGCCCUUCCAGUACGGCCGGGCCCAGAUCAUGGGUUACAACCUGAAUUCGAACCUGGACAACAGCACCAGGGAGAAAUGCUUACGGAUGGUCAUGCCUGAGCUCCAGUACAAGGACCUACUCGAUGCCAAGCUGUUCCCGCCGACUCCCACCACCAAAAGUCAGCAGCAGCUGGAGGUACAUUUCUGAGGAGAGGGGAAGGAUGGACCGCUCCUUUUGCCCAACGGAGAAGAAAAAAAAGUCUCGCUCUGCCCGUUCGAGUCGGGCUGAGAGAAAUCUCCAGGAAAGUCACUUUUCUCGCUGCCACUUCCAUAAUGCCCCUGGGGAGGGGUGCCAUACGCCAAUUCUCAGCCUCCGUCCGAUCUAAGGUUUCAUC
Messenger RNA from Rhincodon typus (whale shark), 1199 nucleotides. RefSeq names its product galactose-3-O-sulfotransferase 2-like. Gene Ontology annotation, cellular component: membrane. Gene Ontology annotation, biological process: glycolipid biosynthetic process; glycoprotein biosynthetic process. The coding region runs from base 44 to 1012 and encodes 322 amino acids. Lineage: Eukaryota; Metazoa; Chordata; Chondrichthyes; Orectolobiformes; Rhincodontidae. Gene Ontology annotation, molecular function: galactosylceramide sulfotransferase activity. The record is from RefSeq and is a predicted model, not a curated record. The transcript has 4 exons.